Molecule: messenger RNA, 1008 nt
Organism: Doryrhamphus excisus (bluestripe pipefish)
Lineage: Eukaryota; Metazoa; Chordata; Actinopteri; Syngnathiformes; Syngnathidae
Gene: u2af1
Product: U2 small nuclear RNA auxiliary factor 1
Biological process (GO): mRNA splicing, via spliceosome
Cellular component (GO): U2AF complex
Molecular function (GO): metal ion binding; RNA binding
Source: RefSeq, a predicted model, not a curated record
UUUUUUAACUUUUCGUCAUUGUUCGUUUUAAAUGUAAAAUUCUCGAGGUUCACGUUGUUUUUUAUUGCGAAAGGAGUCGAACAGGAAAUCGUGUUUUGCUGGUUGGAGACAGGCCAGCCAAGAUGGCGGAGUACUUGGCGUCGAUUUUUGGGACAGAGAAAGACAAAGUAAACUGCUCUUUUUACUUUAAAAUCGGUGCCUGUCGACAUGGAGAUCGCUGUUCGAGAUUACACAAUAAGCCGACAUUCAGCCAGACCAUUGCCCUCCUGAACAUUUACCGCAACCCUCAAAACAGUGCCCAGUCUGCUGAUGGCCUCACCUGUGCCAUCAGUGACAUGGAGAUGCAGGAGCACUAUGAUGAGUUUUUUGAGGAGGUCUUUACAGAGAUGGAGGAAAAGUAUGGCGAGGUGGAGGAAAUGAACGUGUGCGACAACCUCGGAGACCACCUGGUGGGGAAUGUGUACGUGAAGUUCCGCUGCGAAGAGGAUGCCGAGAAGGCAGUGAUCGACCUGAACAACCGGUGGUUCAACGGGCAGCCCAUCCAUGCUGAGCUCUCCCCUGUCACGGACUUCAGAGAAGCCUGCUGUCGGCAGUAUGAAAUGGGUGAAUGCACUCGAGGUGGUUUCUGCAACUUCAUGCAUCUGAAGCCCAUCUCACGCGAGCUGAGGAGGGAGCUGUACGGACGUCGUAGGAAGGGGGGCCGUCACAGGUCCCGCUCACGCUCCAGAGACCGACGAUCCCGCUCGAGGGACAGGGAUAGAGACAGAGGCAGAGGGGGCGGCCGUGACCAUGAUAGACGCCGUUCCAGGGACAGAGAGCGCUCGGGACGCUUCUGAGCCACACAACCAGAACUACUUGCUUCCUUGUACCAUCCUCACCAUUUUUUUUAAGUUUGUAACCUCCUGUUCCGUGUGUAUUGUAGGAAGAAUGGCGGCAGAUUUUUGAAGCUGUGACAGCUAUAACUUGUGUUCUGUACUUUCACCCCAUUAAAAUUUUUACAUAACGUGA